AUCUAUAACCGUCAGUCGCUUCGAGCGAGCCGUGACGUAAACAAGUAUUCAUCAGCUGUUCGACUUCGCUUUUACACGCGAUAUUAUUCACCACGAACGCAGGAAAAAGGGAAAGAAGAGAGAAUCUCUGUCGACAUCGCUAAAUAGGAGAGCAACUGGAGAAAACGACCCGCGCAGAUGUAUCGUCCGUGGAGAAAGACAUUCGUAGGCUUUUACGAGAUCGGACGCACGAUCGGAUAUUCCUCGACCAGUCUUUGAGAGUAAGGUAUUCGAGGAUUUUACAAGAUCCUCGAAUAAAGAAAAUUGGUCGCGAGCCCUCAGUCAAAUCUGGAGAGUAGAAACUGCGUGGGCGUAAGAAGAAAGGCCAAAGAGAGAAGCGCGGCGAUGAGCCGGCGACUUUACGGUGAUACAACAUUGUGAUCAGCGAAUUGUGAUAUAUAUUUGUACAUUACACACGAUACGCCGGUAUAUCGUGUACUUUAUUCAAGAAGAGAUCAAUUCCCCAUAACGACAUUCGCCAUGGCAGAAAAGAAUAGCGGCGCGCAAGAUCCGGAAAAGACUUCGUUGGUAGAUUCGACGGUGCUACCAAAGAUCCAAGCUUCCGCGUUACUCGAUAACGAGAGGACAGAUCUGAAUAAUGAUCCUGAGAACGUUCGAGCACCUAGAGGUAGCGCCGUCAGGCAAGUCCUGGCCGCGCUGGUGGCUCAGCUUGGCACCAUCAACACGGGCAUGGCAUUCGGCUUCUCCGCCAUCGCUCUGCCACAACUCCAAGAGCCAGACAGCAUCAUUCCCAUCAAAGAAGGAUCGACGGAAGAGUCAUGGAUCGCUAGUAUGUCCUCCAUCGGUACACCAAUCGGCUGCUUGGUAUCCGGCUACAUGAUGGAUAUGUUUGGCCGGAAACGUUCACUCAUCAUCACGGAGAUCCCGGCUCUGCUCGGAUGGCUGCUGGUCGCUUUCGCGACCGACAUACGCAUGAUUUACGCCGGUCGUUUCUUCGUCGGUCUAGGAUCGGGUAUGGUGGGCGCGCCAGCGCGUGUCUACACCAGCGAAGUGACGCAGCCGCAUCUUCGCGGGAUGCUAAUCGCGUUUGCGAGCGUCGGGGUCAGCACCGGAGUGCUGAUAGAAUAUGCUCUGGGAAGCAUAGUUACGUGGAAUGUCUGCGCGGGCAUCAGCGGUAUCUUGCCACUGACCGCGUUGCUAUUGAUGUUCUUCUUCCCAGAAACUCCGUCCUACCUCAUAUCGCGCAACAAACCGGACCAAGCCGAAAAGGCAUUGCAGAAGUUUCGCGGCAGUACUUACAACGUGAAUCAGGAGAUGCAAACGCUCGUGGAAUUUUCCAAUAAGAAUAAUAUUAAACGACUCACUGGAUUCCGGGAGAUUGUAUGCGCUUUGCUGAAACCAAAUGCGCUGAAGCCGUUCACUCUGUUGUUUCUAUACUUUUUAAUAUAUCAGUGGUCGGGCACCAACGUUAUAACUUUUUACGCCGUCGAAAUCUUCAAGGACUCAGGGACGAGUCUGAAUAAAUAUUUAGCCGCGGUCAUAUUGGGAAUAGUUAGACUCAUCUCUACGAUCGUGGCUUGCGUUUUGUGUAGAAGAUACGGCAGAAGACCGCUCACGAUGUUAUCUUCCAUUGGCUGUGGUUUGUCCAUGAUAGGAUUAGGCGGAUACAUGUGGUAUAAGAAUUAUACCGUCGAAAAUAAUCUUACACUCGUCGCCACGUGGAUUCCGGUCUUUUGUAUAUUCGCGUAUACCAUCACUUGCACCAUGGGCUUCCUGGUAAUUCCAUGGGUGAUGAUUGGCGAGGUUUAUCCUGUCCAAGUACGUGGUAUUGUUGGCGGGUUGACUACCAUGUGCGCGCAUUCAUUUAUCUUUAUGGUGGUCAAAACUUAUCCAUUUCUCGCCAGUUCGCUCACUCGUCAUGGUACGUUCAUUCUUUACGGUUGUAUAUCUUUAUUCGGCACGAUAUAUUUCUAUAUAUGCCUUCCAGAAACUAAAAAUAGAACAUUACAAGAGAUCGAAGAUUAUUUCUCUGGCAGAGGUAAUGCUUUGAUGACCGGUAAAAUAGGUAAUAAGCCAAAAGUUUUAGAAGUUAAAAAGGGCCAAAUAUUACCAUAAAAAAAGGACCAAUCAUGUAAUUCUUAACAUCCGUCUACUUAACCGAAUUUAUUUUAAUUAAGAGAACAAAAGAGGAACGCAUUUGUUUGUAUUGAUUAAGUUUAAUUGAAGCCAUUCUACCGAGGAAAUGAUGAGAUAGAAAAGAAAUGUUAUCACUUUAUCAAGGAUAACAUUUGUGAAAUGGGCAAAGUACUCAAAAAAAUCUGACUCAAAAAACUGACGUUUGCUUUGUGAUGCAAAUAUAUACUUAAAAAAAAUAAGAUUAAAUAUUUUUGAUAAUUGACAAUGAUGUGAUGUAUUUUUUGAUUCUAGAAUAUAUUAUUUAAGCAAGUUAUCAGAGAAAAAAUAUAUAUUUUUGUAGGACAUACUGUAAAACUAUACUGCAGAACAAACAUAUUUGUUCACAAAGCAUGAAAAUAACUAUAUAUAAUUAAUAAUAAACAUUGCAUUCUUGUAACAUCAAUUACACGAACAUAAUAAAAUAUUAAAAGAAAGU
Camponotus floridanus (Florida carpenter ant) is the source of this 2611-nucleotide messenger RNA. Its product is annotated as facilitated trehalose transporter Tret1. Gene Ontology annotation, cellular component: membrane. Gene Ontology annotation, biological process: transmembrane transport; carbohydrate transport. Lineage: Eukaryota; Metazoa; Arthropoda; Insecta; Hymenoptera; Formicidae. The coding region runs from base 520 to 2115 and encodes 531 amino acids. The transcript is spliced from 3 exons. The record is from RefSeq and is a predicted model, not a curated record. Gene Ontology annotation, molecular function: sugar transmembrane transporter activity.